Molecule: messenger RNA, 1181 nt
Organism: Cheilinus undulatus (humphead wrasse)
Lineage: Eukaryota; Metazoa; Chordata; Actinopteri; Labriformes; Labridae
Gene: tstd3
Product: thiosulfate sulfurtransferase like domain containing 3
Exons: 4
Coding region: 130-654 (174 amino acids)
Cellular component (GO): mitochondrion
Molecular function (GO): thiosulfate-cyanide sulfurtransferase activity
Source: RefSeq, a predicted model, not a curated record
GCAAGCGCAUGUCGUUGUUGGUGCUGUGAGCGUGAACAGUGUGACUUUAAUUGUUGUGUCACGCUGUAUUGGUGCGUAAUUACAGGUUUAUGUCGACGAAGUGCCGACUCAAGGUGUAACUUAUCAAAAAUGGCUCUGAGACGGUGUUGGAGGUUUGCAGGGGUUGUCCCGCGGCUGGUAUGGAAGAGUACCGUCCUUCCUGGGGCUUCCGUCCCGAGAGGACGAAGCUUUGUGUCCAGCACUGUCAACACUCCACCCGGUUGCAAGACUACAGAGUUAUUGGUCCGCAGGUUCAGCUCGGGGACACCAACCACGGAUGUCAGCUAUGAGGAGCUGAAGCAGCGGCUAGCUGGCCGGAAAUCUGUAGUUAUCGAUGUGAGGGAGCCCUGGGAGCUCAGAGAGUACGGCUUCAUCCCCGGGUCAAUUAACGUGCCCUUGGGACAGGUGAAUACUGCACUCCAGCUGGUUCCAGAGGAGUUCAAGGAAAAGUACGGCGGUGAAAUGCCCCAGCAGACAGAUAGCGUUGUAUUCACGUGUCUGGCAGGGGUCAGAAGCAAGAAAGCACUCGACGCAGCCACUUCCCUCGGAUACAAUGCUGCUCAGCAUUACCCUGGUGGAUGGCAGGACUGGGUGAAAAAUGAACAACAUAAAUGAGGCAGGGAAUGGAAUAUAAAAAAAAGAUUAUGAAGAGCAUUUUAUCAAAGAAAUUCUCCUGAAAUCAGAGUGCAAAGUGAGGCUACAAACAAGGAGUCUUGUAAAUGGUUUUCAAAAAGUUAAUUUAGUUUUCUGCAGCAGUGAUUUAAAGUUAUUUUUCUUAAACUGUGAAUCCCAAAGACUGAAAUCAGAGGGCUCAGCACUCCACAACAUUUAUGUCCUCUGAUAAAAUGAACUACUGAUUAACCCUUUACAACUUCUAAUAAGUAGCCAGUGACUAUUUUAAACCUCACUACAAAUUAAAAAAAAAACAGAAAUCAAGUGCUUAUGUUCAUCUAGACUGUCUAUGCAAAUGAAGACUUGCGUGUGUGUGACUGUGAGUUAAUUGAAGUCUUCCGUUGCACAUCAUAAUAAACUCACCAUUUCAAGUUGAUGUACUGUAAAUAUUUAUUAAUAAUGUCUUGUUACACAUAUCUGAGACUGUUAGUUGCUGCCAACAUAAUUCAUUAAAAUAUGGUUUUCAUUAA